Saccostrea cuccullata (small rock oyster) is the source of this 1647-nucleotide messenger RNA. Its product is annotated as multiple epidermal growth factor-like domains protein 10. The transcript has 11 exons. The coding region runs from base 1 to 1647 and encodes 548 amino acids. Lineage: Eukaryota; Metazoa; Mollusca; Bivalvia; Ostreida; Ostreidae. The record is from RefSeq and is a predicted model, not a curated record. Gene Ontology annotation, molecular function: scavenger receptor activity.
AUGACAGUGACUAUGUUUCGCUAUGGAAAAGCCAAAAUAUGUGGUGGAUCAAAAUACGAUAUAUCGGCAUUUAAACCAACAAAACAACAAGGUGUUCAAACAAGGGAUGUUGCUGCGAAUGCUGUAGACAGAUCUUUAUCCACAUGUUCGUCUACAUAUUUAUCUAGUCUAGCCUGGUGGUAUGUGGAUCUCAGAAAAGUAAAAAGUAUUUAUGAUGUAGAGAUUUACUACAGGCUUUAUAGUAGCAGCUAUGAACAACGACAGAGAGAACGUAUGUAUGGAUACAAACUCUACAUCUCUAACAGUACAGACUUCAAUCUGUUACACGAGGCUUACUUGUGUUACAGUCAUACAGGACCGGAGUUACCUAAUCUUAAUGUUACACAUAUUUGUGUUUCCUUUGGACGAUAUGUAAUUUUCUACAACGAAAGAGGAGUUCCUGGUGUGACGUAUCCAAACGGGGUCAAUCCAAAAGAAACAUACACACAACUGUGUGAAGUCAUUGUUCAAGGUUGUACCAGAGAUGAUGCUAAUGGACAACUCUGUAAUGAAACCUGUCCUUCACAUUGUCAAGAGAGAAGGUGUUACGUAACUAAUGGGACUUGUGCUGGAUGUACCGAAGGGUGGAUCGGGGAAAAAUGCUUUGACGCAUGUGGUUAUGGAGCAUACGGCGAAAAUUGUAAAAGGAAUUGUAGUGGUCACUGUGCAAAGCAGAUGGAUUGCAACAAAGAAAGCGGGGAGUGUGAUGACGAAUGUGCACCGGGUUAUAGGGCCUCUAAAUGUGAAAAGGAAUGUGAUUUUGGUACGUAUGGAGCAGGGUGUUUAAAACUGUGCAGUGGCAACUGUUUUGAAAAUAAAACCUGUAAUAACGUUCAUGGAGAAUGCAUGGAUGGAUGUAGAGAAGGCUUUAAGGGAACUUUAUGUAAUGAAAAAUGUAAAAAUGGUAAAUUUGGUAUUAUGUGUAAAGAGGAAUGCAGUGGAAAUUGUUUGAACAAUGAAACUUGUUAUCAUGUGGACGGUCAGUGUAUUCACGGAUGUCAGACAGGAUUUCAAGGCGAGAAAUGUGACGGUCCUUGUGAUUCGGGAUACUUUGGAGAAAAAUGUUUACAACUUUGUCCUGUAAAUUGCUACGAUAAAUGCAAUAAUGUAAAUGGACUCUGCAAAUGCAAAAACGGAUGGAUAGGAAGACAUUGUACUGAAGUGUGUCCACGGGAAAGGUAUGGAGAAGAUUGUAAACAAAACUGUAGUGGAAACUGUAUCAACAAUGAUACAUGCCACAAUAUAAAUGGAUAUUGUCUCUGGGGUUGUCGUGAUGGAUUUCGAGGGAAACGUUGUGAUAGACGAAACGAACUUGGUAUGGAUUUUACAGGAACAUGUAUGGAAGACAGAAGCAGUGUUGGCGGACUUACAGCAGGAUUGGUUAUCUCCUUCCUGCUGAAUGUGGGAUUCUCUUUUAUUACACUUCAUCUGAUCCGGAAGAAGAGAACUAAAAAGGAACCUGACCAGCCCUUCUACGAAAUCAGUGACAGGGAGGAUUUCCAACAAGGCCAUGUUGAAAAUCACGCAUACGAAGAGCUAAAUUCCACACAAUCCGUCCACAUUUAUCGCAAUCUCUCGCUAAGUGACAACAGAACAAACACAGCAUAA